Messenger RNA from Clupea harengus (Atlantic herring), 646 nucleotides. It is a transcript of the gene ppp1r17, whose product is annotated as protein phosphatase 1 regulatory subunit 17. Gene Ontology annotation, molecular function: protein serine/threonine phosphatase inhibitor activity. Gene Ontology annotation, biological process: regulation of phosphatase activity. The record is from RefSeq and is a predicted model, not a curated record. Lineage: Eukaryota; Metazoa; Chordata; Actinopteri; Clupeiformes; Clupeidae.
UAAUGCCUGCUUUUGAUCUAGCCCUCCACUACCAGGAGCUCUCUCCGGGCUACAAAGAUCGCCACCAGAGGAGAUGUCUGCAGGCUGUGUGAGGUCACCCCCUGAGAUGACGGAACACAGGCUGCUGGGUCAGGAGCCGCGCUAUGGUCUUUCUGAGGCCCAGAAGAAGGUGAAGAUGGACCGGCAGAAGGAGCGCAGCUCUGUGGAGGCCCCCGCUGACGAUCACCACGACAACCAGGAACAGAAGAAGCCACGCAGGAAAGACACACCUGUGCUCAACAUUCCCCCACUCAUCCCAGGUGUGAGGCUGAUCAAAGGAGAGAAUCAUCUGGUUCAUCUAGAAGAUGAGGAAAAAGACGGUAAAAAUUAAGUCCUCUUGGAGCCGGCUUCCGUCAGUCAUGAUGACAAUCAUUCACAUCACUGCCACAGGAUGUUUGACUAUUUAAUGUUAAUUUUGUGCCCUUUAAAAAAGAGAAUGUAGCAUUUGUAAUCCAACCAUUCAUGCCUUUGUUGUUUGGAGAUAAAAAUAUAAAUUGUGCUUAUGACCAGUCAGGUGUGUUUGAAAACUUCAUUGAGGUCAUGUUGUCACACAAAAAAACAAGUUUUAGUAAAAGCAUGUAUUUAUUACUUUAACUGAAAAUGAACA